Messenger RNA from Paramacrobiotus metropolitanus, 5258 nucleotides. RefSeq names its product SCO-spondin-like. The record is from RefSeq and is a predicted model, not a curated record. NCBI's taxonomy places the organism in Eukaryota, Metazoa, Tardigrada, Eutardigrada, Parachela, Macrobiotidae. Gene Ontology annotation, molecular function: peptidase inhibitor activity. The coding region runs from base 258 to 4967 and encodes 1569 amino acids. The transcript is spliced from 19 exons. Gene Ontology annotation, cellular component: extracellular region.
UUAAGAUACCGGCGUAUUAAGUAAUACUUACAAAAUAUAGACGUCAGUGAUUUCAAUAGGAAAUUCUGAUCCAAGACUUGGGUGCAAAUUUCUCUUUCUCUAUGCGACCCAGGUUUUGUAGUUCUUCGGAUUUUGUAGUUUUUCUGUUUUAGAGCCAAAUUAUUUUAUGUUUUUGUAAUUGUUCAGUGCUGAUUAAUCGUUUUUCUUCGUGAAAUUUUACAGUACUGUAUUCCAGUUCGCAGUCGCUCGGAAUUAUCAUGAUCAUAAGGAAGUUUUGGAUAUCUUGCGUUAUACUAUCUUCCUGUACCCCGUGCUCUCGUGCGCAGGACGAAGAUGUGGUUGGCACUGUUAACAUAAAAAUUCAGAAUCUGACUUCACCAGAUGGGGGCGAUGACCUUUAUGCAGACGAAGACCUGUACACUUCGACCAAAUUGCCACCUCUGAUGAAGCAGGGGGAACGAGAAAGUCCACCUUUGGUCAACCGAUCUUCUACUGGGAUUUUGCAAGUUGAUGGUGACCAUAAAAUCGGCACUUGUCCGCCUGCAUACGCGAUUGCUAUCGGAUCUUGCUUGGAUACCUGCAAAUCUGAUGCAGACUGCCCGGGAAAGUGGAAAUGCUGCAAGAAUGAGUGCGGAAAAAACAUCUGCUCAUCACCGAUCCAAGAUUUCGGUUGGUACCACUGGGGUCAAUGGGGAAGCUGCACGGCCAGCUGUGGAGGAGGUGUGCGCGUGCGCAAUCGGAACUGCAAUUUUCCUGGACGCUUGGCGGAGCAGAAGAAAUACUGUCACGGGAAUCAUUACGAGUUGGAGAGUUGCAAUAGCCAGAAGUGUGAGAGCUACGUUUCCCCAUGGAUGGAAUGGACGUCGUGGACGGCAUGCUCGGCAAAAUGCGGUGGUGGAGUGCGUAGUCGUUAUCGUUUCCGUGUGUGCGCUGAUGAAGAUUCCAGUGAAAAGAUCUUUUGCGAUGAUUUUCAAAUGGAUCUCGAGGAAUGUAAUUACCACAGUUGCGCAGAUGUUGUGUACAGCAAUUGGAGUAGCUGGUCGGCAUGUUCCAGCUCCUGUGGUACCGGUCUAAUGUCCCGGUUUCGCUCUUGUCCGUUUUGUCCAUUUACGGGCUACGUUGGCGAAUGUUCCGGUCCAAAUUUCGACUACAAAGUGUGCACUGGACCACCAUGUAAAGGCGAACAAAGACUAGUGGAGGAUUGGUCUGACUGGUCUCGGUGUACUCGGGAUUGCGACAGUGGGCUGAAGAUCUCUGUUAGGAAAAACCCUGAAUGUCAGUUAGGCAAGGAUUGUGAAGGAUACGAAUUCAGGAGUGAUAUCUGCAAUCCGCAAAAGUGUCCUGUUAUUCCCGGAGAUUAUGGGCAGUGGAGUGACUGGUCAGAAUGCUCUGCCGAUGGGUGCGAAGAAGGAUACCAGUACGCGUCGCGUGAUUGUAAUCAUCCGACACCGUGGAACAGCGGGCGAUAUUGUAGUGGAAAGCCUUUUGAACUCCGAGUUUGUAAUUUCUGCAAGAUGGUUGAUGGCGGCUGGUCGGACUGGGGAAAGUGGAGUGAGUGCAGCGCUUCGUGUGGUGGAGGAUUACGUUACAAAAGCCGAAGUUGUGAUAAUCCCACCCCAAUGUAUGGCGGACGUUAUUGCCCAGGGGAUCAUUUCAAACUGGAAGCUUGUAAUACUGUCUCGUGCAGCGCAAGCGAAGGUUAUGAAUGGGGAUGCUGGUCACCAUGCAGUCGUAAAUGUGGAGGAGGUGGUCGCAUUCGCUAUGGGACUUGUAACGCCCCUACGCAACAGCGGUAUGAUGAAAUUUGUAAUGCUGAUCCUUACGAAGAUGAGGCAUGUAACACGGACGCUUGUGACGAUCAGGAAGUCGAUGCGAAAUUAUCCUCUUGGACUCCUUGGAGCUCAUGUUCGCAUACUUGCGGCACCGGAACAAGAAUACGUUAUAAGUACUCCCUGUGUCCUGCUGGAAAGGAUUCUGAUGCCUGCCACGGUCACGACUUCGAAAUCGAACGAUGUCAAACACGUCCUUGCUCAAAGAAAGCACUGGCCUGGGAUCACUGGUCAAGCUGGUCUCCAUGCUCUUCCUUAUGUGGAGGUGGUUCAACUAUGCGCAUUCGAAAAUGCUUAUCGCACGGUAUCGAUCAACAUUUAGUAUGCCCCGGGACACCGUAUGAUGUUCAGCCGUGCAACACUCAUCCUUGUGACCAUUACCGUCAAGAUUAUGCAGCAUGGAGUAGCUGGUCAUUGCCCACUCCUUGCUCCGGCCAGUGUUCUGAGGAUGGUUAUUUCGCUAACACGUUUCGUAUAUUCAGUUGUGGGUCGGCGGAUGUCGAAGAUUGCCCGAGAAUCGAAAUACGGCAGGUCGAAUGCGAUUACCGAAGCUGUUAUAAAGAUGUAAACAAUUUCAUUUAUCCUCCAUGGAGUGAAUGGUCAUCGUGUUCAAAGCCGUGUGGGACCGGAUAUGGGUAUCGCAAUCGGACGUUUGCAGAUGACCUUCCAGUCAACGGAGAAUUCUGUACCAAACCGGCUUUUGAAGUAGCCCAAUGUAAUCGUAAAAAAUGCGGUUUACGAGAAAAGACUGAAUUUGCUGGAGACUGGAGUUCAUGGUCGUCUUGCUCUCGUUCUUGUGGCGGAGGGAUCCAGAUGCGACGCCGUCAGUGUAUGAUUGUCAGCGUACCUGAAUAUACGGAUUCUGUUGUAAUCCCACCUCCUCGGCCACAACCUAGAAGCGCUUGCCUGGAUGGAUCGUCCGAUUUCCUGAGUGGCAUUGAACUGGCUGGUUGCGCUAUCAGCUUAUGCCCGGGCGAACUGCAGCGCUUCGAUGCCCAGUACGACAACAAAGACAACUACAAUUACGCCAACGAAGCAUCCACUCCGCGAUAUCCCGCUGCAGCUGAUCUAGUGGAAUACAACAGCACGGCGUAUCCCGAUAAAGGAGCGAAUAGAUUAAAACUGGAUCAUUUGGAGCAAGAUGACCAUGACGAACAUUAUCCGAAGUACCCCACAGCUGCCACAACAAUAUCCCCCACGCAGUAUGUGUCAUCAAAUUCGAGCAGUUACCGGCAGACUGUUUCGCAGUAUCAACCAGCGCCGGCCAGUGUGUACGUGCCCAGUUAUCAAGGAUGGAACACCAAUGUGAAUACUUUGUAUCCAAACCGAUCUAUAGUUCCACCUUUUCCGGCGUAUCAAGGUUACGACUUCGUCAACGCAACCGGUCAUCUUCUGCGUUAUCCUCAAGUAAACCCAGGAGUGCAGACAUUGGUUUACAACCUGCCUUUGCCCGGCGAUUUCCGUGUACAACGUCCGCCCGAGUAUGGACCUCGAAAUGUGUCAGCUCCGUAUGUGCAACCUGGUCAGCCGAUGCAGGGAUGGGGUUCAGUGCCUCCUGGAGCGAAGCCGUAUAAUGUUUCCCGACUACAAGGAGCUCUGCAGUAUAAUCAAUCCGCUGUUUACGUUAAUCAAAUCGUUUCUAGCGGACCGCAGCAGUACGGGCCACCUGUCGGCACUCCACCACAAGGCUGGGGUCCUGUAACCACGUUGCCGCCUCAAGGAUGGGGAACGACAUCUCCGUAUGGAUAUGACCGGCAGAGUGCGAAACUUUCCUACGGCACAACAGCUGGAUGGGGGCCGUUAUCAACUUUUACUGGCUGGAGCUCGACGACACCGAAACCACAGGGAUGGGGAACAACCAGUACUGUGCCUCCACAAGGCUGGGGGCCAUCAUCGACAUUGGGAUAUCAGACAACAUCCGGAUGGGGCACAACGCCGUACGGUCUAAAAGGAGGAAUUGUUGUAGCUCAAAAUACAAGCUAUGUUGAAUACAAGCCUGAAAAAUUGUACCUUGCACCGACAACAUACCAGGGAUGGGGACCGGCUGUCGCACUCAGCACUCCCGCUGUCUCUGGUUGGGGAUUAGUGGCCGAAUCUAGACCUUAUCCUAAUGUCAGCUUUGCUUUGGACUUGUCUAAAGGAUUCGUUGGCGGGUGGUCAGAAUGGGGACCGUGGAGCGGUUGUACGAAGAGUUGUAAUGGAGGGCAGAGAUUUAAAAUUCGUGUAUGCGCUGCGUCUGAAAACAGGAAAGAGUGUAUUGGACCCGACAGGCGAAAUGAUGCAUGCAACAAACAAGCCUGUAGCGGAACUCCGGCUUGUGUUAAGCAGUGUAAAGGAGACAAUGACUGCGGAAGCAAUUCGAAAUGUUGUACUCCCGAUGGGUGCAAUUCCGUAUGCAUUGGCGGCUCUGAUUGCAAUUUUGAUCCUGCGGCUCCAUGUACACAAGCCACUUGCCGACCGGGCUUCGAGUGUAUUUCUUGGGUGCAGCCGAACUGUCCAUAUCCUCCUUGUGAACCGGUGCCUAAAUGUAUUUGUCCUCUGUCUUGUCCUUCUGGAUAUCGUAAACACCCUCUUACCGGGGAAACAAUGUGCGCCUGUAAUUCGGCUUGCGAAGCAAUCAACUGUAAGCCGCGACAACGGUGUGUUCCUCUGGAUCGACUAUGCCAGUCGUGUCCUAGUGUCGGCCUGUGUUUGGAUGAAGGAUGUUUCCUGCUGCAGCUGUACGACAAGAUGGUUGAGAACGGGAUAGGAUCGGCAUCGUCCAUUUACGUCGUUCCACCAAAUGCCAAUUCUCCACCGAUGCCAGGGCGUAAUUACAGCCAAAUGGCCUUGCCUGGACAAAAUUACACGGGACGAAACUCGUAUUCUCGCGGAGCGCCAAAGCCACUUCCGUUAGCAUACGGAGCGACACGGCCGGUUGAGAUUCUUAAAGUUCCUCAAAUGCCAGUCGCCAGCAACCCUCCAGCGGCGUCCAAGGUACUGCCUGCCCCGCUUCCUGAUGUCAGGCCCCAAAAUUCGUACCCAGAACGACCGGCUAACGUUCCCAAAGUUGAUCCAGUUCUAAUGCAACGCUAUCGUGAAUCUGUAAGCGCGGAUUAUGAUGAUUAUGACGAAGAUACGAGAAAAAUCCCCUAUUGAUUUACCCGAAAGAAGCAUUAUGUGAUUUUUUGGGUAUCCGGUGAUUUUUAAUUGUGUUUGAAUUUGCAGUAUUAUUAUGGUUUUUGAUACUCAUGACAGAGAUUUUUGUUUUGUUCUAAUUGUGAGUAUUAGUGAUCAUUUAUUUUUUAUACUUAUUUUACAAACAUGUGUGAUCCCCUUUUGGACUAUGUAUAGGAUUUUAGGGUGGACUUUUUUAUUUCCGGUGUCUUUGCAAACCUGGUAUUGAUGUGUUGUAUUGUCUUUUAUGGAAGUAAAGCAUUUUGAAAGGUA